This is a messenger RNA of Mya arenaria, 2469 nucleotides long. RefSeq names its product proline-rich protein 36-like. NCBI's taxonomy places the organism in Eukaryota, Metazoa, Mollusca, Bivalvia, Myida, Myidae. The record is from RefSeq and is a predicted model, not a curated record. Bases 1 to 2469 code for a protein of 822 amino acids. The transcript is spliced from 2 exons.
AUGGGAUUUAUCCACCUCGCCUCUCACCAAUACACGCGGGUUACCUCCACCUCGCUUCUAGCCAAUACAGGAGAUCUCUUCACCUCGCCUCUCACCAAUACAGGGGAUUUCUCCACCUCGCCUCUCACCAAUAAACGGGGGUUCCCUCCAUCUCGCUUCUCGCCAAUACAGGGUGUCUCUCCACCACGCCUCUCACCAAUACAGGGUUUUUUUCCACCUCGCUUUUCACCAAUACAGGGUUUCCCUCCACCUCGCUUCUCACCAGUACAGGAGGUCUCUCCAGCUCGCUUCUCACCAAUACACGGGGUUUCUCUACCUCGCUUCUCACCAAUACAGGGGAUUUCUCCACCUCGCUUCUUACCAAUACUGAAGUUCUCUCCACCUCGCUUUUCAUUAAUACAGGGUCUCCCUCCACCUCGCUUCUCACCAAUACAAGGGUUUCUCCACAUCGCUUCUCACCAAUACAGGAGGUCUCUCCACCUCGCUUCUCACCAAUACAGGAGGUGUCUCCAUCUCGCUUCUCACCAAUACAGGGGGUCUGUCCACCUUGCCUCUCACCAAUACAGGGGUCUCUCCACCUUGCCUUUCACCAAUACAGGGAGUUUUUCCAUCUUGCCUCUCACCAAUACACGGGGUUUCUCUACCUUGCUUCUCACCAAUACAGGGGAUUUCUCCAUCUCGCCUCUCACCAAUACAGGGGGCCUCUCCAUCUCGCCUCUCACCAAUACAGGGAGUUACUCCAUCUCGCCUCUCACCAAUACAGGGGGCCUCUCCACCUCGCUUCUCACCAAUACAGGGGGUCUCCCCACAUUGCCUCUCACCAAUACAGGGGGUCUCUCCACCUUGCCUCUCAUCAAUACAGGGGGUCUCUCCACCUCGCUUCUCACCAAUACAGGGGGUCUCUCCACUUUGCUUCUUACCAAUACAGGAGGUCUCUCCAUCUCGCCUCUCACCAAUACAGGGGGUCUCUUCAUCUCGCUUCUCACCAAUAAAGGAGGUCUCUCCACCACGCCUCUCACCAAUACAGGGGUCUCUCCAUCUCGCCUCUCACCAAUACAGGAGGUCUCUCCAUCUCGCUUCUCACCAAUACAGGAGGUCUCUCCAUCUCGCUUCUCACCAAUACAGGGGGUCUCUCCACCUCGCUUCUCACCAAUACAGGGCGUCUCUCCAAAUCAAUUCUCACCAAUACAGGAGGGGAUCUCUCCACCUCGCCUCUCACCAAUACAGGGGGCCUCUCCAUCUCGCCUCUCACCAAUACAGGUGGUCUCUCCACCUCGCCUCACACCAAUACAGGGGGCCUCUCCAUCUCGCAUCUCACCAAUACAAGGGGGCCUCUCCAUCUCGCCUCUUACCAAUACAGGAGGUCUCCCCACUUCGCUUCUCACCAAUACAGGGGGCCUCUCCAUCUCGCCUCUCACCAAUACAGGAGGUCUCCCCACUUCGCCUCUCCCCAAUACAGGGUGCCUUUCCAUCUCGCCUCUCACCAAUACACGGGGAUUCUCUCCACCUCGCCUCUCACCAAUACAGGGGGCCUCUCCAUCUCGCUUCUCACCAAUACAGGGGCCUAUCCACCUCGCCUCUCACCAAUACAGGGGGCCUCUUCACUUCGCCUCUCACCAAUACAGGAGAUAUCCCCACUUCGCCUCUCACCAAUACAGGGGGCCUCUCCAUCUCGCCUCUCACAAACACAGGGGGUAUCUCCAUCUCGCCUCUCACCAAUACAGGGAGUCACUCAAUCUGACCUCUCACCAAUACAGGGAGUUUCUCCAUCUCGCCUCUCACCAAUACAGGGGGGCCUCUCCAUCUCGACUCUCACCAAUACAGGGAGUCACUCAAUCUGACCUCUCACCAAUACAGGGAGUUUCUCCAUCUCGCCUCUCACCAAUACAGGGAGUUUCUCCAUCUCGCCUCUCGCCAAUACAGGGGGCCUCUCCAUCUCGCCUCUCACAAAUACAGGGGGUAUCUCCAUCUCGCCUCUCACCAAUACAGGGAGUCACUCAAUCUGACCUCUCACCAAUACAGGGAGUUUCUCCAUCUCGCCUCUCACCAAUACAGGGGGCCUCUCCAUCUCGACUCUCACCAAUACAGGGAGUCACUCAAUCUGACCUCUCACCAAUACAGGGAGUUUCUCCAUCUCGCCUCUCACCAAUACAGGGGGCCUCUCCAUCUCGACUCUCACCAAUACAGGGAGUCACUCAAUCUCAUCUCUCACCAAUACAGGGAGUUUCUCCAUCUCGCUUCUCACCAAUACAGGGGACCUCUCCAUCUCGCCUCUCACCAAUACACGGGGUUUCUCCACCUCGCUUCUCACCAAUACAGGGGGUUUCUCCACCUCGCCUCUCACCAAUACAGGGUGGCCUCUCCAUCUCGCCUCUCACCAAUACAGGGAGUCACUCAAUCUUGCCUCUCACCAAUACAGGGUGUUUCUCCACCUCGCCUCUCACCAAUACAGGGGGUCACUCAAUGUAG